Haliotis rubra (blacklip abalone) is the source of this 447-nucleotide messenger RNA. RefSeq names its product kunitz-type serine protease inhibitor 2-like. Gene Ontology annotation, molecular function: serine-type endopeptidase inhibitor activity. The transcript is spliced from 3 exons. Lineage: Eukaryota; Metazoa; Mollusca; Gastropoda; Lepetellida; Haliotidae. The record is from RefSeq and is a predicted model, not a curated record. The coding region runs from base 91 to 399 and encodes 102 amino acids.
GCACCACACUGCUUGCUACACACCAGACCUGACUGCCAUAUAGUGCAGCCUACUGUUCGAGUUCAGUCCCAUUCUCCUACACCAACAACUAUGAACCGAGUCUGGGCGUCCACAGUCGCCUUAUUGGUCAUAUUCAGUUGCGUGUCACGAAUCGACAGUUAUGAUAUAGUGUGUUUGUUGCCGCCGGUGAGCGGUCACUGCCACGGUGCCGAGAGCCGGUACUACUUCGACAUGUUCCAAAGCAAGUGCCUCAUCUUCCCCUACAGCGGAUGCGGGGGUAACUCCAACAACUUCAAGACGGAAGACGAGUGCUUGAAGUUGUGCGAGUCCCCCCAACUUACCCCGACACCACCACACACCGGAAACGGAAACCACCACGGUCAUGUGAUUGGGAAGUAGUUGCCGCUCUGUUGGGCAGUGUAAUGGAGAAUAAAGAAUAACUCACGA